AUGGGUAAGCGCGGCAAGGGAACGGGGUCUUUCGGUACCCGCAACGACAAGACGCACGGCCUGUGCCGUCGCUGCGGUCGUCGGACGUGGCACAUCCAGAAGCUGACGUGCGCCUCGUGCGGCUUCCCCGGCGCGCGCAUCCGGAAGUACAACUGGUCCGUCAAGGCCAUCCGCCGGAAGACCACCGGCACUGGCCGCUGCCGGCACCUCAAGAACCUCCCCCGCCGGGCCAAGAACCAGUUCCGGGAGGGCACUGAGGCCGCGCCCAAGAAGGCCGCGAACUAA
Molecule: messenger RNA, 285 nt
Organism: Pedinophyceae sp. YPF-701
Lineage: Eukaryota; Viridiplantae; Chlorophyta; Pedinophyceae
Source: the annotation of a GenBank genome assembly